Limanda limanda (common dab) is the source of this 5375-nucleotide messenger RNA. It is a transcript of the gene prkaa2, whose product is annotated as protein kinase, AMP-activated, alpha 2 catalytic subunit. Gene Ontology annotation, cellular component: cytoplasm. NCBI's taxonomy places the organism in Eukaryota, Metazoa, Chordata, Actinopteri, Pleuronectiformes, Pleuronectidae. Gene Ontology annotation, biological process: protein phosphorylation; intracellular signal transduction. Bases 12 to 1685 code for a protein of 557 amino acids. Gene Ontology annotation, molecular function: protein serine/threonine kinase activity; ATP binding. The transcript is spliced from 10 exons. The record is from RefSeq and is a predicted model, not a curated record.
AGCGGAGGAAGAUGGCAGAGCGGCAACAACAGAAGCACGAAGGCCGAGUGAAGAUCGGCCAUUACGUCCUGGGCGACACGCUGGGAGUGGGCACGUUCGGCAAAGUGAAGAUUGGAGAGCACCAGUUGACAGGCCAUAAAGUGGCUGUAAAGAUCCUAAACAGACAGAGGAUCCGCAGUCUCGAUGUCGUGGGGAAGAUCAAACGAGAGAUCCAGAAUCUCAAACUGUUCCGACACCCACACAUCAUCAAGCUGUACCAGGUAAUAAGUACACCCACAGAUUUCUUCAUGGUUAUGGAGUAUGUGUCUGGAGGGGAGCUGUUUGACUACAUCUGCAAACAUGGACGGGUUGAAGACACAGAAGCUCGUCGUCUUUUCCAGCAGAUUAUCUCAGGUGUGGACUACUGCCACAGGCACAUGGUGGUCCACAGAGACCUCAAACCUGAGAACGUCCUGCUGGAUGCCAGCAAGAACGCCAAGAUUGCAGACUUUGGUCUGUCAAACAUGAUGUCAGAUGGAGAGUUUUUAAGGACAAGCUGUGGGUCACCCAACUAUGCUGCUCCAGAGGUCAUCUCCGGAAGGCUCUAUGCAGGCCCAGAGGUGGACAUCUGGAGCUCCGGAGUGAUCCUGUACGCCCUGCUCUGUGGAACUCUGCCCUUUGACGAUGAUCAUGUUCCCACGCUGUUUAAGAAGAUCAGAGGAGGUGUCUUCUACAUCCCAGAGUACCUGACACGCCCUGUGGCUUCGCUGCUGAAGCACAUGUUACAGGUUGACCCCCUGAAGAGAGCCACCAUCAAAGACAUCAGGGAAGAUGAAUGGUUUAAGCAGGACCUGCCAGGCUACCUGUUCCCUGAAGACCCUUCAUAUGACUCCACAGUCCUGGAUGAGGAGGCCGUCAGAGAAGUGUGUGAGAAGUUUGAAUGCACUGAGUCUGAGGCUGUGUCCAGCCUUUACAGCGGAGAUCCACAGGAUCAACUAGCAGUGGCCUAUCACCUCAUCAUAGACAACCGGCGCAUCAUGACACAGGCCAGCGAGUUCUACUUGGCCUCCAGUCCUCCCCAGGGUUCCUUUAUAGAGGAGGGCAUGCCGUUGCCCCCUGGUAUGAAACCCCACCCAGAGAGGAUGCCUCCGCUCCUGGCUGACAGCCCUAAGUCUCGUUGUCCUCUGGAUGCUCUCAACACUACCCGACCAAAACCUCUGGCAGUCAAGAAGGCCAAGUGGCACCUCGGUAUCAGAAGUCAGAGUAGACCAUAUGAUAUCAUGGCUGAAGUUUACAGGGCUAUGAAACAACUUAACUUUGACUGGAAGGUGGUGAACCCAUAUCAUCUGCGAGUGAGGAGAAAGAAUCCAGUGACGGGCAACCUGGUGAAAAUGAGUCUGCAGCUCUACCAGGUGGACAACAGAUCCUACCUCCUCGACUUCAAGAGCAUAGAUGAUGACAUCAUCGAGGCGUCGGGCUUCAAGUCCGGUUCAUCCACUCCACAGAGGUCGGGCUCCACAGCCGGUCUCCACAGACCCAGACUGAGCAUCGACUCAGCCAGCCCUGCCAUCGAUCUGACCCAGCUCAGCUCCUCUCUCCCAGGAUCCCUGUCGGGUAGCUCCCCUCUUCUCACCCCACGUCAGGGAUCACACACCAUGGACUUCUUCGAAAUGUGUGCCAGUCUGAUCACCUCACUGGCACGCUGAGGCCCGGUGAAUCCUAACCUUUCUGUAAUAUGGAUGUCAGUGGGGUUUUAAGCCAUUUGCAGAUGUGGGAUGUAGAGAGUGUAGCAGUGUGUGGUGGCUUCCCUUUUCUGUCUCCUCUCAACCUCUGUUCCACUUGUGUUUGACAAAGAGAGAGAGAGAGAAGAAGGAGGAUGCCGUCAACAGAAAGGCAGAUUAUUAUAAAAAAAAUAUUUUUUGAAACAGUCCUUGGGUACGAAUCUUGGUGUUUAAACAUCAGCUGAUCCUGGGGACUGCCGAAAGCCAACAAAGUGAGUGAUAGUUGAUGGUCGUAGUUCACAGCAGUGUUGGCGUCAGCAAAGGUCAAGUUCACUGUCACUCCUCUUACAAAUCCCAUAAAACUAGUAUCAACUGCUGAAAAUGACACUAAACAUGUGUCUUGGCGAUUGUUACCAAAUCUAAAAAGUAGAUUUCAGUUGAUUUUGGCUUUUGUUUUCCAUCUAAAUUAUAUUUAUAUUAUAUCAUAUUACGUAGCUGAAAAGGUUGAUAAAAGUAUAUACCAAAAAUUUGACUUUAUAAAUCAGAAAGAAGAUUAUUAUAUAGGUAUGAGAUCCAUAUAUAUUUUUUAGAGUUUGUUUUUAGCAACUGUAGUUCUGUUAUUUAAGCACUGCGCUGACAUAGAGGUUUAUCCAGAUUUUAGUUUGUGGGUGAAUAAUGAACCUAGAGAGCUGGCAGAUUAAUAGAAUGACUAUAUGUUACAUGGAACUGACUGUAGGUUGCAUUUGGUGCGGCAGACAGACACACACCAUCUCACACAAGUUUUCACUACCACUGAAUUAUAUUUCUAUAGUUAAAUUAUAUCUUUGAAUUGCGGUUCAAAGAUUCCUAUCACUCAGAUUCAUUCCCAAAUGAUUAUUAUCAUUGCAUACAUUAAAUAAUUGUCACACACAGACUCCUUAACACGAAUUGAGACGAGCGUACCGCCUCUGAGUCCAAACUGUACAUGAGUAAGUACAGAGGGGAUGUUGAUAGAGUGGGCGGCAAAGGUCAUGGUGAUAAAUCCAUGUGAGAUGUGUGUGUCUGCUGCAAGACAGCAUCAAGCCACAGAAACCUUUUCUCCAGUUGCCUUAAAGAACGCAACACAGUGGUUCUUUACAUAUGUAUACAGAGAGUGUGUGUAUGAGCCAGUGUGUGUGAUGCAGAUCAGAUGGGUGAGUGUCCCGUUUUCUGACUGACCUGGUGUGUUAGUUUGGAGGACCCUCACAGUGGGUUAUGAGCUCAGUGGAGCAGGUGAAGGAAAGUGUGAGUCUGAGAACAAAGAGCUGAGAAGCAGAAACACGAUACUCCGGUGUUCUGACACUGUGGGAGCUGUUACCUGUGUGUGUGUGUGUGUGUGUUUGUUUGUUCUGUUCAGCUGUUGUCGUCUUUUCAGGCUGCCCUUAAACACUCAUUUGUCGAGGCCAGCCGUUUGCAUCACAUACUUUGUGCGUUACUGUAUAAGUUGGUUUGUGGUUCUACAUAUUGACAAACGUCACAGUGUUAUUACUUUUAUAAAUGUUCUGCAUUUGCCUGUCAGUCAUACCAGAAUAGUGUAGUCUGCUGUUGCUGUCACUGGAUCACUUCUGACAGAAUGUAAAGUGGAAGCUGAAGGCUGCUCACACUUAUCCUCCUCUGUCUGUCAGGGCUGUGCGAUAUCUCAGUGUAGGUCAUUUCAUUUCCAGAUAAUGUCAAAUAUCAAAACUACAUAACAUUAUAUCUGUAUAUGUUAUUGAGAAGUUUAUGUAAAGUUGCCAAAUGUAAAAGCAGAUUUCUUAUGACAUUACUUUUCGUCUUGGCAUUGUGUACUUUGGGACGAGUGUUGGCACCAACUCACAAAGCUCAUGUGUUUAUUUAUUUGCAAAUGUCAAGCUGCCAGGAGCUGUUCCCCAUUUUCACCUUUGCCAUAUUAUCUGUUUGUCUAUUGCAACUACUCCCGUGGUGUUUGGAGUGUGUUGUGUGGAGCGGGGUGCUGUAUUAUUAGCAAAGUACAGUUUCCGGGUGUGUACUAGACUUCUCUUACCAGAGCCACAUUUAUGAGACAGGAAUAGCAUCCUGUAUUAGAUACAAGUUCCUCCUUUAUUUUUUGGUUGUCAAAGUCCUUUGUCCUGUUUGUUAUUACCCCGUUGGGUGUCUUGGUCACUCUCUUCCUCCUUUUUGGGUUGUCCUCAUGUAAGUGCCCUGCCUACCAUGAAGAGCAUCACAGCACAAUUGAUAUUCUGUCACCUCAUGAUAUAUUUUGUCAUGUCGCACAGCCCUGCCGAGUGGGUUCUCUUGGUUGGUGGUGUUUGAUGGAGAGUUCUGGACUGAUGCAGUUCUACUGUUCUCAGUUUAAUACAGAGGAGGAAGAGUUAGUAUCUAAUUUGCUUUAGACUGGUGUCAUUAAAAAUAUGAAAGGGAAAUGUAAUGGUGUUGAUAAGUUAGAAAAUAAAUAAAAACAUGAAUAAAUCCAGAACAAUACUACGUAAAUGAAGUAAUACAUUCUGAAAUAAUUUAAGAUCCUACUUAACCUCAGGUCACUAUUAUAAAAUGUUAUUUAUCAUUGUUAGUUUCAUAGACUGGAAGUAUGUGAUGUGGCUAAAAAGGCAAGGACCAGGGAAAACAGGAUUUCUACUUUAAUGAAGUUAAUGUGGAAUAGCAAUGAAAUAACAUUUCAUAAUGAUGGGUUGAGGUUUUGUUAUUAAAUUAUUCUAGUGUAUAAUAUUUCAUUUAUAUUUUGUGUAUUAAUUCAUGAUUAUUUAUUUCUUAUUUGUUAUAGGUGAAAUUGAUAUCAGCCACCAAACAGUCAAGAGAUUUAGAUGUUUGCCUUAUGAGAGCAACAUGAAGAUUUGGGGUUGAAACGGUGAAAGUCCCAGUAUGUGUUACGCUGCUCAAACCCUUUAUUACAACAUCCUGUGGUUGUGUGUAGAGUUGUCCACUGUGCGCGACAACACACAUACCACUGAGUGCACUUUGAUGUCAGAGAGAGAAAGAUACAUGCAAUACACGCACAUGCAAACAGACACACACAUAAACACACACAUACAAACACUAAUUCAUGUCCUUCAGUUAAACUUCUCUGUUACACUUUAUUACUGUGUCUUAAUGACUUGUCCUGAGCUACUCUGGUCUCAUCAGGAUCAUAAUGCAUCCACUCCUCAUGAUACUGCUGCUCAUGACAACACUGAUCCAUGAAAUGCAAUAUCCAGGAGAAGUUGUGGUCCGGAUUUAAAAACUCCUCUGAUGUAACCAGUAUUCACUGUCAGUAAAAAGUACUGUAGUACUGCAGCAUUUCAACUGUAUGCAACUCUUAGUGGCAUGUUCGUCAUAUAAACUCUACUGUGUGUUUAGAGCUGCAAUCACAUGCCAGAGGACCUAAUCAAAUACACACUUUCUGUGUCGUACCAAAGUGAAGGUUUGUCAGUCUCUGUCUAUCUGUGGUGGGGUUCUGAUUAGUGUAACUGUAAGUACCUCUGUCUGUCUGUCUGUGUGUGUGUGUGUGUGUGUGUUGACACACUGGUUAUUUUGAAAGAACGUGUACAAGGGUGUGUCUCUGCACGUGUGUGUGUGUGUGUGAGAGAGAGAAUGUGUCUCUGUGUCUGAUUGGGGUUUUGAUUUAUCUUGUUAUGCACUGCAUGAUAUUGCUGUUAUGAUUUGCACUUUAAUGAGUAUUUAUUAAAAAACAAUAAACAAACAUAA